GUGUCUGCGACCUAGACGUUCAAGCAUGGCCUCAAAAAGUUCAACGGCAAAAAGUGCCAAAAAACGAAAACAUACCUCAGUUGAGACAGAUAAUCCAGUUGAUAUGGAAGAUUGUCAACCCAAAAAGAAGAAGUCAAAAAAGAAAAAGGGAAAGAAAGAUGCCGAUAAAACCCUUGGUAGCUCAUCUGACGUGGAAUCAGCACCUGUACAAAAGUUAUUCAACAGCCAUGAUGACUCGGAGAUCUGGUCAAAUGAUGAGGUGAAGCAACUUCUGGACAAGGUUCAAGAGAUGUACCCAGCAAAUUUAAAAGGACAUGAUGUUUCGUACAGAAGAUCCAUGACCAAGAUUAAUUGGGACACCAUUAUGGUAGAACCUCACUCUCCUGCCCAGUGCAAGGCUAAGUUCACAGACUUGUUACAAAAGGUGAAUUCACUGCGCACCCUUCCAGAGAUGAUUACAGCUGCCAGAAAGGUCAAGCAGGCGGCUUUAUAUGUUGGUGUGAAACCAAAGCUCCCUCCGAGCGUUUUUAUGUUGUACUGCCAAGAUUACAGAGAGAGACACAAGGGAACACACAUACAAGGAAUUGAUUUAGGCAAGGGUUACCGCAGUCUUUCUGAGAAAAAGAAGAAAAAAUUUGAAAGCCAAUACGAAGAACAAAGAGUACAGUACGAAAAACAAAUGGCAGAAUUCAAAUUGAAAAAUCCUGAUAUGUAUCCUGUCAAGACAUAUACACUGAGAAAGGUCGCGGACAAGGUUCCGAAGGUGGUCUACCCCCUCACACUUUAUGUAGAUCACUUGAUGGAGAAGGCAUUAGCGGAAAAUAAAGAUGCAGACAGAACAGAAAUACGAAAUCAUGGGAAAGUAAAAUUUGCCUCACUGAAACCUAAAAAACAGCAGAAGUGGUUGGAAGAAGCAGUUCUUGCUAACAAGGAUUUAGAGGCACGGGUGAAGAUCUACUUGGAGAAAAACCCUGAAAACAAGGUGAAUUCAGUAGUAUUGAUGAGAAAUGCACAGCGAAUUUUGGAAAAAGCAAGAGGAAAGCCAGAGAAACCACAAUCUGCCUUCAAAAUUUUUUCACAACAAAAUGCUUCACAAUUGACUCAUCUGACAACACAACUGCAAAGGAAACAGAAUAUGGAGCAGUGGAAAGCAUUAAGUCUAUCUGAGAGGGUGGAGUACGAAAAACAAGCACUUCAGGACAAGAUGGAUUAUGAAAAAAAAUACAGGCUGUAUGUGCAGAACCUGUCGGCAGACGAGCGCGCAGAAUUAGAAAAGAAAAAGGAGCAGAACAAGAAAAAUGCUGUCAAGUCAACAGAAUUGUACCAGAAGAGAGUGACAGAGUUGGACUUCUCCCCAAAUGGUGAUCACCAUGACUCGGAUGAUGAAAUGUCAGAUGUUAUUCCGGACACUCAGGUUCCAACAAAGAUAAUCCUCAACUCUGCGAAGAAAAACGCUACAAAGUGGUCUCCGACAUCGUCACCCGACCAGGAACAGAUGACCAAAAUAAAAUCGCCCAAGAAGUCAUCACCUAGUAAAUCUAAGAAACCUGUGCUGCCUUCUCCUUCAACAUCGGAUUCGUUGUCUGAGGAUGAUAAAGAACAAUCUCCAUCACCAACAAAACCUAGUGUAUCUAAGAAGGUUGUUCCUUCACCUAAGAAGGUUGUUCCUUCACCUAAGAAGGCUGUUCCUUCACCUAAAAAGGCACAGAAAAGAAAGGCAUCAAGCUCAUCCUCAUCAACUAGUUCAGACAGCAGUGAGGAGGAAACUGUUGCACAACCACCCAAAAAAACAAAAAUAGUAGCGAAAAGAAAGUCAACAUCAUCUUCAUCGUCGUCAUCAUCAGACAGUGAAAACGAGGUUUUAACGCAAAAGCCGGUCGCUAAACAUGGAAAGAAAGGGACACCAUCUGUCCCCGUCACAAAAGAGGCUUCUUCACCAGUGAAGACAAAAAGCCCGGUCAAAACCCCAGCAGCAGCUAAGCCAGACUCGAGCAGCUCGGACUCCAGUGACUCGGGGAGUAGCAGCAGUGAUUCAGAACCGGAGAAGACCGUAAAGAAGGCUUCUUCACCAGUGAAGACAAAAAGCCCGGUCAAAACCCCAGCAGCAGCUAAGCCAGACUCAAGCAGCUCGGACUCCAGUGACUCGGGGAGUAGCAGCAGUGAUUCAGAACCGGAGAAGACCGUAAAGAAGAGCCCAGCAGCUCAGAAGAGUCCCUUCACCACUUCAGCUGUCAAAAAGGUUGUGAGCCAGAGUGAAUCAUCUAGUGACUCGGACAGUGACUCAGAACUGGACACAUAACCUCUCCUCCCACCAUAGGUACUCAUGUUUCUACUAUCUUAAUACUGGAGAACUGAAAAACAGGAGAAAGAUUUCACUGGAAAAAAUGUGCAAUUUCAUAAUUGAUCACCUCCAACAAAUCAAUUGUGAACUUACAUCAACAAGCUAAUAGGAUUACAUGGACUGCUGAAUGUGUUCAAACCAGCGUUGUAUCAUAUACUUCAGUCAUUUCUCAUUUAUUCAUCUGCAGCUAUUGAACAAUUUCGACUGUGUAUACGUAUUUGACAUGAACUCAUUAACUUGUGUUUUUGAAACCUGUACAUGACCUCAUAGACUUCUAUCAUUGUCAAUCAUCGUGAAGAUUUUAGCAUAUUCAGACCACAGUUGUGGAUCUCAACAAUUCAAAAUGAAUUAUUAUGAAAUUUGUUGCGGUCUGAGUGCUUGACAUCAUGGACUGAAGUCCAAAACUGGAAAAAUGGUCAUCAGAGAUUUAGGUCAUUCCCAAAACACAAUAUGGCCUGUUAAAAUGUUCAAACUUUAGUUUUGAAUAUUGUAGACUUAGGGCAGCAUUUAGUAAAAUAUGAAAACAUUUACAACAUUUUGUAAAAUAUGAAAACAUUUAAUUUUUAAUUUGAAACAUACAAUAAAUUUGUUGGUUAUUAUUUCAUACUUGAGAUGUGAUUACCUGGUAUGUAAAUAUAAUUCCAUCAAACUGAUUUUUUUGCAUUUUUGAAAUAAAUGUAUUUUUACACCAACAGGAAGGUGUCUUUAUCCCACUCGUAGUUUGAACUCCUGGAUACUUGCUAGUAUACCUUUUGGUACAGCCGUGUUUGUAAAAUUCCUUUAUUUGCUAGGAUUGAAAGUACUUGACCAGUUCCUGUUUAAUACAAAAUUAGGUUUCACUUUUAUCAGUGAAAAUCACUAUAUAUUUUUUUUUUAUAAACAACUUGGUAUUUUAAACACUUUGUUUCUAGAUGUUUUUCAUGACUCUUGAAAAUGUCUGAACAUGGGACAGAUCACCAAAAAUGUCUGAUAACUUGAAAAAAAUGUUUAACCAUAAGUUGUUUACAAUAGGCAAUAGUAAAAUCCAAAAUUUCCUAUAUUUUUUGUGUAGGAAAUUGAAAGAACAUGAGAAGUGCUUUCAAAAUAAUAUACAAAAAAAUCUUGCAAAUACAAGAAAGUCUAGGGAGUUCCAAAUCCGAUUGAUAAAGCGUUCCACCAGUCUGAAUGCACAUAUUGAUUAUAGUGCAUCUACAAACAGUAUUCCAUACAUUGUGUGUGAUUUUUGUGGCUGAAGUAAUCAUACCAACAGCAGCAUUCAGAUAAUUUCUGGAAAUUGUCAAAUAUGGAACAGAAAAAUAUCCAUGAACAUUAAGUGUUCAAGUGAUAUCUUUCCAAUUCCUGGAUGGUAUAGUAGGCCCCCUUGUGAUGUCAACUACAGUAUAAAUUAAUAAAGGAAAGGAAGUUGUUUUGUAUCAUGUUUUAAUACUUGUAUGGGCAUUUAAAGUGUUUGGGAGUGAAGAAAUGAUGAGAACUCCUGAAUACUUGCUAGUAUACCUUUUGGUACAGCCGUGUUUGUAAAAUUCCUUUAUUUGCUAGGAUUGAAAGCACUUGACCUGUUCCUGUAAAUACCAUGAGAUGUGUAAUGCAAACUUGAAAUCAUAUUGUUAAAAAAGUAUUGUUAAUUAUGGGUAAAAUAUUGUUUUAAAUAUUUGGAAAGAAAACAAAUUGAUCUCAUGUAUGGAAAUAUAUGCCAUCAUGAUUAAAAAGUCAUGAAUUUUAAAGUA
This is a messenger RNA of Mizuhopecten yessoensis (Yesso scallop), 4065 nucleotides long. RefSeq names its product nucleolar transcription factor 1-A-like. The coding region runs from base 26 to 2299 and encodes 757 amino acids. Lineage: Eukaryota; Metazoa; Mollusca; Bivalvia; Pectinida; Pectinidae. The record is from RefSeq and is a predicted model, not a curated record. The transcript is spliced from 20 exons.